Messenger RNA from Lethenteron reissneri (Far Eastern brook lamprey), 4982 nucleotides. RefSeq lists its product as uncharacterized. The record is from RefSeq and is a predicted model, not a curated record. Gene Ontology annotation, biological process: regulation of autophagy. Lineage: Eukaryota; Metazoa; Chordata; Hyperoartia; Petromyzontiformes; Petromyzontidae.
GACGAGAUGGAGGAGAUGAAGGCGGAGAUGGAGGAGAUGCGCGACUCGUACCUGGAGGAGGGUUGCAGGCCCUUGCAGGAGCUGCGUCGCGAGCUCGACCGCACCAACAAGAGCGUGCGCAUCCUGCAGUACCGCCUGCGCAAGGCCGAGCGCAAGGGCAUGAAGGCGGCGCAGGGCGGCCACCUGGACGGGGAGCUGGUGCGAGCCAUGGAGCAGGACCUCAAGGUGGCCAAGGACGUGUCGGUGCGUCUGCACCGCGAGCUGGAGAGCGUGGAGGAGCGGCGCGCACGCCUCGACGAGGAGAACGACGCACUGCGCGAGCGGCUCGUCGAGCUGGACACGGCCAGACAGGCGCUCGCCAACGAGGUGGAGCGCACUCGCGAGAAUUCCCUGCGAAGACGGAGCCGGGAGCCGCAGAAAGCAGACAAGAAGUCCCCAGCACAGGAGGACAGCGCCGACCUGCGGUGCCAGCUGCAGUUCGCCAAGGAGGAGGCGGUGCUGAUGCGGCGCAAGUUGGCGCGCGUGGGGAAGGAGCGCGACCGCUCCGAGGGGGAGCUGCAGCGCUACCGCGCGCUCUACGGCGAACUCGACGGCCAGCCGGCGCUCGGCGAGGCCGGCGGACCGCCCAGCUCGCGCCAGGCCGAGCUCAAGCUGCGCCUCAAGCUGCUGGAGGAGGAGGCCAACAUCCUGGGCCGGAAGAUCGUGGAGCUGGAAAUCGAGAACCGGGGCCUCAAGGCCGAGCUGGAGGACGCGCGCACCGGUGUUGGCUGCGGCGGCGGCAGCCUUGCCGGUCCGCCCGGCGAGCGAGACGGCGCCGCCGGGGCCUCCCAGGACGAGAUGGCCGUGACCGACGCGGCGCCGCCCGCCCCGCGAACGGUGACCUCCGACCCCGACGAUCGGCAGCAGCAGCAGCAGCAGCAGGGCCGGGGGACGGCACCGGCGGCGGGCGAAGACCGGCGGCCGCAGGGGGACCCGGCCGUGCGGGAGGAGCUGCGCGCCGCACGCCAGCAGCUGAGCGAGCUGAGCGGCGCCGUGCUGCGCCUCCAGCAGGAGAACCGGCUGCUGGCCACCAGCCUGCAGCGGCGCGAAGAGGAGGAGGCGGCGGCGGCGGCCGCGGCGGCGACGGCCGUGGUGCCGGGCGGGCAGUCGCGGGACGCCACGAUCGCGGAGAUGGACGGCGACGAAGGCCGCCCCCCGCGCCGCGCUCGCGAAGGCCCCAUCGGAGGGGAGAGCGACGCCACCACGGCCGGAGGAGAGAAGCCCCCGGCGUCGACGGGCGGCGCCGGGCCCGGCGGCUGCGGCGGCGGCGGCGACGGCGAGGCUGCCGCGACGGCGACGACGGCCGCCGCCGGCGGAGGAGGAGGAGGGGACGGGGAGGCGGCGGCGGGCUCGGAGGUCACGUGCUGCCGCCUGUCCCCCGGCGCUGGGCUCGACGUGCUGGCGGCGUACGCGCGCGUGGCCGGGAUGCGGCGCGAGGCGGAGCGGCUGGCGCGCACGGUGGACCGCGUCAUCGGGGAGGCCGAGCGGCUGGCGGCGCCGGGAGCCGUCGGAGUCGUGGCCGGAGCGGGGCCCGGGCCGUGCCGGGAGGCGCAGCUGCUGAGCGCCGUGAUGCGCGACUUCCGCAGGGAGCUGCGCACGUUCGCGACGGCGCUGGGAGGGGCGGCCGGAGGGGGGGGCGACGGCGCCUCCUCCUCCUCCAUGUGGAGGGACGACGAUCAGACGCCGCCCUCCGCCAUCAACCAGCACCAGGAGAAGCAGCAGCAGCAGCAGCGGCAGCAGCAGGAGAACGGCGUUUGGGAUUCUUGGGACCAAAGUGAAACAGACUCGGACGCGACGCGGAGACACUCGGACUCGGCGAGGAGACACUCGGACACAACGCGGAGAGACACGGACACGACGCGGAGACGCACGCACUCGGACAAUAGUGGGGACGGGGUGGCGUGGGCGGAGAGGCGGCAGCAGCGAGGUCCGGAGGGACGGGGCCGCGACGGCGGCGGUGACGACAGCGGCGACGACGACGACAACGAGGGGGAGGAGGAGGAGGAGGGGGGGGACCACUCCAGCCGGGAACUCGGGGCCCGAGAGCUGCUCCUGCAGCUCAAGCAGCUGCUGGGCCCACGCAGAGGCAACGUCGCCAACGGGCAGGGCCCCAGGGCCCAGCAGGUGGAGUUGAGCCGGGGGGACGGGGAAGGCGGCGAGGACCGAUCGGACGACUCCCCUGGCACGGAGGACAGCGGAGUUCACUCCCUGAGCGAGAGCUCGCAGGCUGCGUGUCACGCGCUGGUGGAGUCGCUGCUGGCGGAGCUGAGGAGUCGCGAGCGCCGCACCGCCACCGCCCACGAGCGCAGCACGUCCUGGGAGACGGAGCGCAGACGCCUCCUGUCCUGCCUCGCACAGUGCGAGUGUGGCUGUGCGUCCCUGUGGCCCGAGGUUGGGGAUGUGGUACGGCGAGACCUGGAGGAGGCGGAGGAGCAGGGCAGCGGACUGAGACGGGCCCGCUCCGUCUCCUCCAUGUCCGAGUUCCGCCGCCUCAUGGAGAGCUCCCCGUUCCUCCCCGCGGGGGGCAUGGCGGAGACCCCCCACGACCCCCUCCACGGGGGGCCCCCCAGCCCUUCCCCUCCCCCGUCGCCGCCGCCGCCGCCCCCCCUCUCCCCGGACGACGUGCGCUUCGUGCGCGAGUUCUCGUCGCCCUGGGGGGAGGGGUGCCCCCCGCGGGGGUGGGGGGGGCCCCCCCAGGAGGCGGGGGCCCCGGGCGAGCCUCGCAGGGGGAGGGGGAGGGGGUGGAGAGCCUCGAACACGGAGAAGGACGAGGACGACGACGAGGUGGUGGGGGGGGAGAGGGAGAAGGAGGAGGAGGAAGGCCAGGAGAGGAGGGUGGUGUGGAGGGGACGUCGAAACGAGGCACCCGUGGGGCCAAGAGUGGACCCCGCCGGCGCCACCAACCUCUCGGACGACAUGAAGCGCCGCGUCGCGUCCCGCGCCACCGCUCGCCUCUCCUCCUCCUCCUCCGUCGCCACGCAGGUGGACGGCCACGCCGACGGCACCAACGGCGCCGACGUCGGCACCGUCGUCAAUCCCGGCGGCGGCCCUCCUGCCCGCCACUCCGUGUCCACGCAAACCUCCGCCUCGGCCUGGGCACCCCGGCGCGGCCCGUCGACCGCGACCCCCCGGGGCAGCGCCGGCUCGACCCCGGCGGCGUCCCCGUCGCGCGGGGCCCUGCACGCCCGCCCGCUCUCCACCGCCUCCUCCGCCUCGUUCUCCUCGUCCCGCGCCGAUCGACCGUCGUCGGGGACCGCCGGCGCGGCCGCCCGCGGCCUGGCCGGCGCCUCCCCGCGCUCGCUGCGCCGCUCGCCGGGCGGCGGGGGGUCGUCCGGGAGGCUCGACGCGAGGCCGGGGACCGCAGGCGGCGGCGCGGCCGGCGUCAGCGGCCUCUCGCCGUGGGCCCGCUCCACCACGACGCGCGACUCGCCCGUCACGCGCGUCGCCGGGGACGAUCGGCCCGGCGGCCUCUUGGGCAUCCUCGGUUUCUCCGUGGCGACGUCCCCGACGCCGCCGCCGGUACCCGCCGCUGCCGCCACUGGUGCCGCCGCCCCGAGCGGCCGCGCUCACGCUCGCCGUACCAACGCCGGCGAUGGCGGUGGCAGCCGCCGCCAGGGAGCGCUCGCCGAGCCCCAGGCCCGGCGUGGAUGGGACGGUGCCGGUGCCGCCUGCCGCUGGCACCGUCAAGGCCGCCGCUGCUCGCGGUGGCGGCGAGCAGCGCGCGGGCGCCAGGCUGAGUGUCGGGGCCCAGAGCACGGAGCUUCGCAGGAGCUGCGAUUCGCUGGACGCCGAGUGCGGAGCGGAGGGGAACGGAGACGCUGCGAGGAAGGGAGCAGAGAGCGGGGAGCAGGAGCGGGCAGCUGGAGGAAAUGAGGACCACAGCGAGGGCUGCUGUUCGGCCCUGAACCCCGCGGUACCCUGUGACACGGCCCCAGUGGCAACAACGUAGGGGAGCUGAUGGGACCCUGUCGAGAACCCCCAUCGGACUACGUGGGUCCUCAUAGCCCCCCGCCCCUGAACGUGUAUCACGUGGGGUGGGAUGGGGGGCGGGGUCUGGCCCUGCCUGGACCCCCUGAGUGAGUGAGUGGGUGUGUAACGCGACCCCUGGGUCCCCCGAUGGAGUCUCGGAGAAGGGGGUGUGUGAUGUGGGCUGUCGGUGCAACUACACACACACACGCCUCGCAGGUACACACGUACGCAGGUACUAUAUACAAAUGUACAUACACAAGCACGCGUAAAAAUACACGCACGUGCGCGCUACGUAAUGUGUACACACAUACACACUAUAGACUCGGCACUUGUCCCAUAUCGGGCAAGCGCCCUUAGCGGGUGGUGUGGCCAGAACCACGCGUAGCCACCUUUGUCUCUACAGUGCUGAUGUUUACAACACUGCACUGGGUACUCGUUUAAGGCUGAGUGGACCUAGAGGGGAGGAGCCCAGGACCGGUACAUAUAUUGCUCGCCACUGGGGUUAGCAGUGGCUAGGAAUCGAGGUGAGGGUGCUGGGUUUGUAGCGCAGUGUGCUAACCACUUUGCCACUGCUCCACACACACACACACGGGUGCUAUUGGUACAGUUGUAUACACAAUUAUUCACACACACACAUAUAUACGCACUCAAUAAACGCCAACACAAUGUUUACACAAACAAGUAUUAUACACAACUGAUAUUAUACACUACGUGACUUUCCCGAAAUAACCAUAGAAUACGAUACUACACACACACAAACGUGGUGUAAAACGUACACACUAUUCGCACACGCGUAAACACUGCGACUACAUGCACAAGUACACACACACACGUGUGGUGUAUAUACGAACUACACAUACACACAUUUCGAUUUAAAGCUUUCGUGACUGCAGGGAUUCAUCUUCUUGGUUCUUUCGGUAAAGUCACGUAGAAUGGAAAUAAUAAAAUAAUAAAAAUAAAACAUAAUAAAAUUA